AUGCAGAUUAGUUCUACCGGCUCAAAGCCAGUCAUCUUUAUUGGUGCCGCAGACGCAAUAUGCGGAGAAGCUAUCAGGACUUUUGUGCAAGCAAGCGACGUACCUGUCAUUCUCGCAGACUCCGACGAAGAUGCACUCCGUGGAGUUGUUACCAAGCUACCCGGUAAAAAUAUCACCAUACGAAAGGUGAACCUCUUCGAUCCGGAUGAGUUACGAAGCACUAUCGCCGGAGCUGCGCUCGUAAUUCAAGGAGCGCAACCAUACUAUCGAACCUCAACACCAGUACUCACAGCUUGUAUCGACGCAAAGGUACCCUACCUGGACUAUUCUGAUGACGUGCACAGCACACAAGCGUCACUCGAUUUGCAUGAAAAGGCAAAGAGGGAGGGCGUCCCUUGCUACACCAAUUGUGGUUCAUCUCCGGGAAUGACCAAUCUUAUCGCCCUUGAUAUCGCCAAAGAACUUGAUACCGUCGAGAGUCUUGAUAUUUGUUGGCUCGUCAGCGAAGAGGGAGGUCAAUUAGGUAGAGAGGUCCUGGAGCACCUGAUGCAUAUCACAGGUGGACCUUGUUUAACCUGGGCCGACGGGAAAGCAGCAGUCCAUGAGAACUGGGUCGAGACAGCUUAUGCCCCCGUUAUUACUGGCUCUAAUGAUCUUUUCCAUGAGAGUGUCCAUCCCGAGCCGAUUACCUUGCCGCGCCGACUCCCAAAUAUUAUUCGGAUUCGAACCAUGGGUGCUCUUAGCCCUGCACCAUUCAACGGCUUUGCACGAGGUCUGGGUGCCGCAGUCCACUCUGGGGCUCUUUCUAUGGAUGCAGCCGUCGACUUCCUCGAGGGUAUGCAGACAAAGCCCUCUGCUAGCUGGAGUGAGACCAUCGGUGCCAUGACCUCUCAAUUCCGGGGCGGUGACAUUACACUCAACCAGCUAUACCAAUUAGCUUCCCACGGUAUUGCGUCCCUCAAGCCAUGGAACCUUGCCUUAUGGGGCAUGAUCAACCAGGUGCGUAAAGGAGAAUGCACCUCGGGCGAGGUUCUAAGCUUUUUGGUCGAUUCCGCACGGGGCAAGCAAGCGCCACGUCGAUCGGGUAUUCUCGUUCGUGGCGUUGGCACCCGCAAUGGACAUCCAGCUGUCGUCAUUAGGCGUACACCUGCUGCUAGAAAGGACUCGUUCAUGGGAGAGAGCAUGGCGACUUCGAUUGGGGCAUCUUGUGCUGCUUUUGCUUUGAUGGUGCUGGAUCUGGGGUCACAGAAGCGGCCUGGAGUUCAAUGCCCAGAGGACUGGGCUGAGCUGGAGACAUUUAUCAAGUCCAUGGAGAGGCUUGGCUGCCCUCAGGAUCAGAUUCUUCAGUCGGUUGAGGGGUAG
Aspergillus caelatus is the source of this 1362-nucleotide messenger RNA. Its product is annotated as saccharopine dehydrogenase family protein. The transcript has a single exon. The coding region runs from base 1 to 1362 and encodes 453 amino acids. Lineage: Eukaryota; Fungi; Ascomycota; Eurotiomycetes; Eurotiales; Aspergillaceae. The record is from RefSeq and is a predicted model, not a curated record.